UGGUGGCGACAAGGAUUAGGCGCAUGCGCUUCUUCUCGCACAAGUCCCUUUCCCGUUCUUGUCGGGCGAAGAACAAGGUGAGCCGCGAUAACAGCCGGUGUGCUUCCUACUUCCCCUGGAUCUUCUCAUGCCGAUCUCCGGAGCGACGAUGCCGACGGCGUUGGCCUCUGAAUCUAUCUUGGCUGCUAGGGUUGCAAGUGCGCAUGAGGCGCCGUGCGUUGUGGGUGGGGGCGGCGACGUUGUGCCCGAUUUACCCGCUGGCUCGUCGGAUUCGGCCAUCGGCCCAGUCUUGCCGGACGUGCUUCAGUUCGAUCAAGGGUUGGGCUGGUUGAUGGCGAAUAUUCCAGGGCCUCGUGCAGGACCUUCAGCUCUGGAGGCGGGGAUGUGGCGUCGGGAUUGGCGACUCCAGCCGUCGUCUCGAACAACUCCGUCCAUUCCAGCGCCCGCAGUGGCCCGGCGGAUUCGUGCAUGCCAUUCAGUUCUGGAGGCAUGGUCCUGCCGUCGGUACUGGGCAGCAACGGGACGCCGGCCUUCGUCUCAAGCUGCGCCGUGCAGUUCGCACAUCACAGCGCCCCGGCUUCGGCGAACACCACCAUCCACGUAGGCUGGAAGCGCAGGCCAAGAGGUCCUCUUACGCCAGACGAGAGGGCUGUAGUAGCUGAUCGUGUGUCGCCACUGGAAGCUACUAUUCGAGGGUUCGCUAAUAGGGGUACUGAGGUAGUCGUGAACCCUGUGCUUGGCACUAUUUUUGAUUCGUUGGUAGAGGCGUAUGAAUUCUACAAUCUACAUUCAUGGGAGGUUGGCUUUGGGAUUCGCUACAGCAAGAGCAGGCAUAAUGUCAAUGGGAUGAAGUGUAUGCAGGAGAUUGUGUGUGGCUGCGCUGGCAAACCAGAAAGGGAGAACAACUCGUCAAUGAGGAGCAAUUGCGCUGCCAUGCUUCAGUUGCACCGGAUAGAUGAUGGUGGCCGGUAUGUAUCUGAAAAUCGCGCCUCCCACAACCAUGAAAUGCUACGGACUCAUGCUGAGAAGCUGCAUUGGCCCUCACACCGGCACAUUGACACAUACACAAGAGAUCUCGUGAAACAGUUGCGGCAGAACAAUGUAAAUCUGGGGAAGGUAUACACCAUCAUUGGGAGCCUGUUUGGGCGUAUGGAGAACGUCCCGUUCACAAAGAGGUGCCUUAGGACUUUCUGUGGGAAGCUUAGCAAGGAGCAGGCGGAUGAUGAUGUGCGGAAGACUAUGGAUGCAUUCUCUGAGCUGGGGUCAAAUGAUCCAGAGUUUUCAUGUGUUGUUGAGGUUGAUAAGGAAAGCAAGAUAAAAACCCUAUUGUGGACCAAUGGUAGAAGUAAGAUGCAGUACCACAAUUUCGGGGAUGUCAUAACGUUCGACACUACGUACAAGACAAAUCUGUACGACAUGCCUUUCAGGCUAUUUGUGGGGGUCAACAAUCACUUCCAGAGUAUCUUCAUGGGCGUGGUCAUGAUGAGAGAGGAAACGAUCGAGAGUUUCAAAUGGGUAUUCACCGAAUUCAUCAGGCUGAUGGGUGGCAAACCUCCGAAAACGAUACUAACAGAUCAAGCGCGUGCGAUGGAGGUGGCUAUACAACAAACGAUGCCGGAUGCUACACAUCGGUGGUGCAAGUGGCAUGUGCUACGGAAGGCGAAGGAGCACCUGGGGCCGCAUUACACAAAAAGCAGUGAUUUCAGGGCUGCGCUGUACAAGGUGGUCAAUGAGAUGCUCACUGUGGACGAGUUUGAAGCAGCUUGGGCUGAGCUGCUUGACAAAUACAAGCUUCACAACAACACGUUCCUGAUCCAGAUUUUCGAGGUUCGGCACAAGUGGGCGAAGCCUUAUUUUAGUGGGAAGUUCUGUGCGAAGCAAAUUAGUACGCAAAGAAGCGAGAGUGCAAACCAUUUGUGGAAGGGCUACAUCCCGCCUGCAUGCCCCAUGAACCUUUUUGUGAAGCAAUACAGCAAACUGCAGUUUGACCGAGAAGCCGAAGAAGGUUUCCAAGAGAAAAGAACGAGGCUGGGCGGGAUAGUUCUCAGAUACAAUUACCCGUUGGAGGAGCAUGCAAGCCAGGUAUAUACACGGACGAUGUACGUAAUGUUCGGCCAAGCUUUGUAUCGGUCUGGUCGGUAUGAUGUUGAAGAAGUUGAGCGAGGCAUCACCUACAAAGUUCGGCACGUCGAAGCUGAGAAGCGAGAGAAGUGGGGCCGCAAAAUGCAUGUGGUAAGUGUCCAUGAUGGCGGCGCUAGGUUUACCUGCGAAUGUGGGCUCUUCGAGCACAUGGGGAUGCUUUGUUGCCAUGCUAUCAAGCAGGUCCUAAUUCAUCUGGGGGUGAGAAAAAUACCCAGUUUCCAUGUUCUCAAGAGGUGGACAGUAGAUGCCCACGACAAUUUGCCACUCCACCUUCUCCAUUACCAAAAGGAUCAAGGCCCUCCGCGGUUAUCCUCCUACAGGCAUACAGCACUACACCUGACUGCUCUCGAGUUUGUGCAGCUAGGGGAUAGCAACGUGGAUGCAUUCGACAGAGCAAUGGACAUAUUGAUCGCAGGCAAGGCGGAGUUGACUGUUUUGGCACCCAUCAAGGAUGGCAAAAGUUUGGUGGACCAAACUCAAAUCAGGGAUUCAGCCAAUCCCAGUCAGGAUGUGGGAUCAGGUUCCUCACACCCAGACGACAUGUGUUCUCAGAUGUUCAUCUCCACCGAGUGUGGACUUAAUUCUGUUUCAGGGGAAGCUGGCUCAAGCCUCUCACUGUCGAUGUUGCUGCCUCCCGAUAGGAAGAAGCAGAAGGGUAGGCCAACCACAGUAAGGAACAAGCCUGGAUAUGAGGUCAAGGACGCGCGGUCGAGGUUUUGUACGGUUUGUAGGGAGAAAGGGCACAAGAGCACGACGUGCCCCCGCCGGGGUGAUCUUCCGAAGAAACCUCGCAAAAUACCUACCUGCGGCAAUUGCGGUGUAGUUGGGCACAAGAAAACAAGUUGCUUCAACCCAGUAUUGCCAUUCAUGAAGAGGCCUCGCGACGGUCCAGUUGAGUGAUGUUCGGAUCAACAUUUGGUGCAGGUCCUUGAAACUUAAAACCGAUGGGACAAAAAUGACGUUGUGAUCUGUUGUAGUUACCCAUAAUUUGAGUAGUUUGAUUUCCCGCAGUUAGGCAUAAUUUGUGACUGUGAUUUGUUUUUGCAAUGAGUGUUGUGUGGCGCUGUAAGGACUGUAAUUGGAUUUUCAUGCUGAUAGACCUAGUUUGGACGUGUGAUAUUGAUUUUCGAAUAAGUUAUGUCAUAACUGUGAUGGGGAUGUCGAAAAUGAUGUAAUCCUGUUAUGUUUAGUUUUCCUGCUUCGACCA
This is a messenger RNA of Triticum dicoccoides, 3349 nucleotides long. Its product is annotated as protein FAR1-RELATED SEQUENCE 5-like. Bases 469 to 3042 code for a protein of 857 amino acids. The record is from RefSeq and is a predicted model, not a curated record. Gene Ontology annotation, molecular function: nucleic acid binding; zinc ion binding. Lineage: Eukaryota; Viridiplantae; Streptophyta; Magnoliopsida; Poales; Poaceae. The transcript is spliced from 7 exons.